AUGCCUGAUAAACAGCCAAACACUGUAAAAAUAAUAAAAAAACUAACAGAGAUGCUUCCGCGCCUCUCGGAGACGGAGGCAGAGGCAGCUCGGUACCAAAUAGAGCAGCUGAAAAACGAAAAUCCGUUUAUGUCUGGACAGGAAAAGUCUCCGGGCAGCGUGCUGGAGUGCUGGGAGGCUCGGGAUACAAGCAGAGCCAUCGCCCUCAAGAAAAGACUGUCCUUGGAGAAAAACCUCCUGGAGGGGUACCGGGUGAUUCUCCAAGAAAACACCACCGACCUGCUGCUGGAGCGGGUUGACAAGGCGCAGCGGGUGAUAUACUUUAUAGAAAAAGAAAUAUCGCAGAUGAAAAAGCUUCUGGCUGACGCAACGCUCGCGAGCAAAAACACGGCGCUGAGCAUGCUGUUCUAUACGGAGGAGGCCAAGCAGGAGGCGGCGCCCAAGCACAGCGGGCACGCGCGCCUGUCCAUAGUGGGCAUAGACACAAAAAACCCCCUGCACAAAGACAUAGCAGUGCAUAUAUACACAGACGACAUCUGCAUAGGGCAGAUAAAGGCCAGCGAGGUAAACGAAGGAAAGUCUGUGAGCAUAGACUUCCAAAACAUAAGCCGGAUGGAGUUUCUGAUAAAGGCCAAGGGCGACCUUGUCAUUGGGCUUGUGUACUUCCCCGUGCAGGACCUUGUGGAUGCAGAGGACCUUGGCGUGCGGUCUUUCUACUACAACAUUGUAGACAAAAGCACGCUCUCUAUAUCCUUCGGAAAGUGUGUGCUUGACUCGGGCGGCAUACAGCGGAGCACAAAAAGCAUAUCCACAAAGAAGUCGGCCGAGCAUCUUCUGCGGAGGCUUGGCAGCAUUUCCAUGCACAGGUGCGGCGUGUGCGGAGACAGCAAAAAAGAGCUUAAAGAAAGCCAGUUUUUCCGGUGCGACCUGUGCAAGUUCACGUGCCACACAGAGUGUGCAUACUUGAUAUUCUUUGAGUGUGUUGAGUUCAAAAAAAAGAAAGAGGCCGAGGCCGAGAAGAUGGAGCUGGAGCAGCGCCUAAACGAAAUGAAGCGGGACCGGAUAAACAUCAUUAUAGCUGCCAUAGACAUUCGAGAAAAGCCCCGGGAGGACGAGGGCAUCGCAGACCGAACGCUAAAGAAGAUGCACAGGGAGGGGGGCGGCUGCAGAGAAAGCGGAAGCUCGCAUGGCAGCGAAAGCGAAGACUCCUCGGAAGAGCCGCGCGCGCCCACCAAGCGGUACAGCGUGGAGCACGCGCUGAGCAAGCAAAAAAUGCUUGGCGUCACAUGGUGCUGCCACUGCGGAGACAAAAUAGGCAUGCUCGCCAUGGCGCUGGUCUGCUCGACGUGCCAGAACACAUACCACAUCGAGUGCCGGGGGAUGCUGUUCAAGUCCUGCGGAAUAUCGCAUGAGCUGCUGGAGGGGCUGAUAACCUGCAUACCCAAGCACCACAAGCGGGCCAAGCACAGCAAGAUUUCGAUUGAGGAGUUUGAGUUCGUGUCCUUGCUGUGCAAGGGCCCUCUGGGCAAGGUGUACAUGUGCAUGUGGAGAGACCGCGCGGUUGCGCUGAAGGUCAUGAAAAAGAAAGAGAUAAUUGUGCAGAACAGCAUGGAUCUGCUGGACGCGGAGAAAACGUGCCUGGAAAUUGCGAAAAAGUCUGAAAAUCCUUUCAUCAUAAAGCUAGAAGAGUGCUUCCAGACAAAAACGCAUCUGUUUUUUGUGACGGAGUUUCUCCCGGGGGGCGAUCUGUACUUCAAUCUGCACUGCAGGGAGAUGAGCAGCGCCGAGAUACGGAUGGUUUUGGCAGGAAUCAUCCUGGGCCUUGAGUGGCUGCACGGGGAGAACAUUAUAUACAGGGACCUUCGGCUGGAAAACGUGCUGUUUGACCAGACCGGGUAUGUAAAGCUGGGCAGCUUCGGGCUGUGCUCUAUUGGCGCACAGAGAGGCGUGGCCCACACCCUCUGCGGGGCCAUGACAAACAUAGCGCCCGAGGUGAUCGACGAGCACUACACAAAAACAGCCGACUGGUGGAGCCUUGGGGUGCUGGCAUACCAGCUUAUGCUCAAGACGCUGCCUUUUUCGGGGUCUAGCAUAAAGCAGAUAAAGGAGGCCAUCCAGAACGAUCCGCCGGCAGAGCUGGGCAAAAUCGAGGAGCCAGCCAGGUCGUUUAUAGCUGGGCUGCUCGAAAAGUCUCCGGAGAAGCGGCUUGGCUCAGACUCCGUGGGAAAGAUAAAGAGCCACCCGUACUUUGAAGGCCUUGACUGGGAAAAAAUGAAGGCGCUGGAGCUUCCUGUGGAGUGGAGGCCUUCGGGCGAGGGCAGGAACUUUGAGGUUGCUGAAACCGACGAAGACCCCUCUCUGAGCCCUGCAGAAGAAAUAGACCCCACCCUAGACGCGCGCUUUGACGACUUCUAG
Messenger RNA from Nematocida major, 2415 nucleotides. RefSeq names its product putative protein kinase C eta type. The transcript has a single exon. NCBI's taxonomy places the organism in Eukaryota, Fungi, Microsporidia. Gene Ontology annotation, molecular function: protein serine/threonine kinase activity; ATP binding. The coding region runs from base 1 to 2415 and encodes 804 amino acids. Gene Ontology annotation, biological process: protein phosphorylation. The record is from RefSeq and is a predicted model, not a curated record.